UCAGUCACUCUCGCCUUGCCUGCCACUGUCACACUAGCAGCUGUCGCUAUAAAUCACUAUUUGGGUGUGGCUGUCACUACAUUUGACUAAUGACUGUCUAUACUCAUCCAUUCACUCGGUAUUCAUCCACUCUCUCCCGCCCUGCCAUUGACUUCUCUUUGGCCCGAUGACGUCACCGGGAGAAUGGGAGGGAGCUUAUCUGACUGAUCCAAGACAUCGGUGCUCCCCAGGCUCCCGCGGCGCCGCCAUUUGCAGCGCCUGUGACAGAACAUCAGACAAGCAGUGAGUGAGUGAGGCAGAAGCUGGAGUUACUGGACCUGCUGCGGGGAGGAGGACGUUAAGUCCUGAAGUUUGUGUGCGCGCGUGUGUGAAACAGACAGACCGUCAAGAUGAAUGUUACUAAAGGCGGCUUGGUGCUCUUCUCCGCCAACUCCAAUGCAUCUUGCGUGGAGCUUGCAAAGAAAAUUGGAGAGCGGCUGGGUAUUGAACUUGGUAAAGUUGCAGUGUAUCAGGAAUCAAACAGAGAAACUCGGGUUCAGAUUAAGGAGUCUGUGCGAGGAAAAGAUGUUUUCAUCAUCCAAACUAUGUCCAAGGAUGUGAACACCACAAUCAUGGAGCUCCUAAUCAUGGUGUAUGCCUGCCGGACAUCUUGUGCUAAGACCAUCAGUGGCGUGAUCCCUUACUUCCCCUACAGCAAGCAAUGCAAGAUGAGGAAAAGAGGUUCCAUUGUGACCAAGUUGUUAGCCUCAAUGAUGUGCAAAGCUGGUUUAACACAUCUUAUUACCAUGGAUUUGCAUCAAAAAGAAAUCCAGGGGUUCUUCAAUAUUCCUGUGGAUAACCUCAGGGCAUCACCUUUUCUCUUACAAUACAUUCAGGAAGAGAUUCCAGAUUACAGAAAUGCAGUUAUAGUGGCCAAAUCCCCAUCAUCUGCAAAGAGAGCGCAGUCUUUUGCUGAGCGGUUACGUUUGGGAAUUGCUGUGAUACAUGGCGAAGUCCAAGAUGCGGAAUCUGAUUUGGUGGAUGGGAGACAUUCGCCACCAGCAGUCAAAAAUAUUUCUGCUAUGCACUCAUCAUUGGAAAUACCUUUAAUGUUUCCGAAAGAGAAGCCUCCUAUCACUGUGGUUGGGGAUGUAGGAGGACGGAUAGCCAUCAUUGUGGAUGACAUCAUUGAUGAUGUAGAUAAUUUUGUUGCUGCUGCCGACACACUUAAAGAGCGAGGUGCCUACAAGAUAUUUGUGAUGGCCACACAUGGGCUACUUUCCUCAGAUGCGCCACGAUUAAUAGAGGAGUCUGCUAUUGAUGAGGUGGUGGUUACCAAUACAAUUCCGCAUGAAAUCCAGAAGCUUCAGUGCCCCAAAAUCAAGACGGUUGACAUCAGCAUGAUCCUGUCAGAAGCAAUUCGCCGGAUUCACAAUGGAGAAUCAAUGUCUUACCUUUUUAGAAAUAUAGGAGUAGAUGAUUAAUCUUUAGCUUUCAUCUAUGAAUAUAUAUUUUAGGAAAUUAUCAAGGGCCAAAACUGGAAUUGUACAGUGUAUCUUUGCCGUACAAAUGCUUACCUUAAUAUUUCAAUGGGGCCGCUUUUUUCAGGCUAAUCUGCUUAUCCGCAGAUGCACCAAUCAAUGUUUUGCCUUUUUUGCUAAUUUUUUUGUGAACAAAAUGUCCAACACAAUAAUUGUUUGUACUAUGUCUUUUAUGUGCACUUGAUCCUAGGGUCCCUAAAGUGGCAGCACUAGUAAAAAAAAAAUAUAUAUAUAAAAAAAAAUACCUCUGCUCUUUUCUGAAGGAAAAGAGAAUUUCCUGUUUUGUAGUCCUUUUUUCAGUUCACACUAUAAAUAGAACAACACAAGCUGUUUGAGUGCAGUUUGGUUGCCUUGAGCGCAGAUGGGGGGUGCUAGUCCCUAUUGUGUGAUUUUAGGACCUUCCUGCUUGAACAAAGGUGGCGUAAUUCAACAUUGGCAGGGCCGCCUGAUCUCGGUCUUGCCUGCUUAUUCUGUCUUUGAAAGUUGGAAUAAUUCAUUCCUGCCCUACAGAAAAAAAACAGCCAAAGCUUGUCAAGAGCCUAUAUGUAACUGACAAAUUAUUCUGCUUUAGUCAUAUCGUUGUUUAGUCUUCAAGCCAAAAUGUUACAUUAGUUUCGCAAGUUAUCCUAAAAUGUAACCACAUCAAGCACAUAGUUCUUAAAGGGAUAUGAAACCCCAACAUUUUCUUUUGUGAUUUAGACAGAGCAAACCAUUUUUAAUAAAGUUUCCAAUUUAAUUCUAUGAUCAAAUUUGCUUUGUUCCCAAGAUAUUCUGUGUUGAAGCGAUACCUAGGUAGGCAUCUGGAGAACUAUAUGGCCGGAAAUAUUGCUGCCAUCUUGUGCUCUUGCAAAUGGAUAAAAUUCUUGCAAAACUGCUGCCGUAUAGUGCUCCUGAAAUGGGCUGCCUCUUAAGCAUACAUCCCUGCUAAUAUACCAAGCGAACGAAAAAAAAUUGAAUAGAAGUAAAUUAGAAAGUUGUUUAAAAUCACAUGCUCUAUCCAAAUCAUAAAAAGAAAAUUUUUGGGUUUCAUAUCCCUUUAAAUUAAAGUUUUAUAACGACUCCCAUGUGCCAUUUCUCUUACUUGGUGUAUCCAGUCCACGGAUUCAUCCUUACUUGUGGGAUAUUCUCAUUCCCUACAGGAAGUGGCAAAGAGAGCACACAGCAGAGCUGUCCAUAUAGAUCCCCCUCAGGCUCCGCCCCCCCCAGUCAUUCUCUUUGCUGCUCUAACAAGUAGCAUCUCCAUGGGAGGGUGCCAUUUUUCUCUGUUGAUGAAAAUGUGUAAAUUGAUGGAAGUGUAUAUACUGUAGAGCAGGAAGCAAUAAUUGCUGCUUACGAACGUAAAUGCCAACUACUGCAACUCAUCAGGUCUCAGGCUUAGCUUGUGUUUUGCUUUUUCUAAAUAAAAUUUACUAGUGCUGUUGCUUUAUUGCCCAUUUAAUGCUGUGGUAAGGCCUGUGAUACAUUGCAGAGCAAUGUAGUAUGUGUAGAUCAAUAUACUGCAGGUGUCUUGAGCAGCAUAGGUGUGGAGAACAAGAGGUUAACUCCAGAAAUGAUUUGUGUUCCUACCCCAUAGCUGACUCUGCUAAUUCCUGAAGGAACUGCUGUUUUGAUAUUUGGAACCAAAAAAAAUAUAUGUAUCAGAAGCAGUUGUGUGAAGAUAACUUUCUGUAGUAAUGCUUUUUUUGUAGGAAAGCAUACAGACAAUAUGCACUUGUAUUUAUUUUCUGCAAAAGACGAGGGAAAAAUAAAAUAUUUGUGACUUCUGUUUUUAAUUCUUGUAUCCAAUGUAUUCUAAGAAAUAAAAGUAGAAAUGAAGGGAAAGUAUCUCUACUGAUUUGGUCAAAGCAGAGUUUAUCCCUUCAGUGUUGAUGUACGUUUGUGGGCUUUUAGUUUUUUUCAACUUAAAUUACAUUUUUCGUUAAAGGGACACUGAAGUCGAAAUUAAACUUUCAUGAUUCAGGUAGAGCAUGCAGUUUUAAGAGUCUUUUUAUAUGCACACUUUCUGAUUACUAAAUCCUACUGAGCAUGUGCAAGAGUUCAAAGUGUAUACGUAUAGAGAGACUGUGAUUGGCUGAUGGUUGUCAUAUGAUACAGGAGUUUGGCAAAUUCAAGGAAAUUUUGAAGCUUGUUAGAAAAACAUCAGCCCGUUUAAUAUUCAUGUUUUGUCAUUUUAUUAUGCGCAUUUUGAUUUAAUGGUAAAAGUUGAGAAAAUAUUUUUGCAGUCUUCAUUUUCUAAACACCUUUAAAGCUAUAAGGUAUGUCUCCCCAACCACUAAAAUAGUGUUAUUUAUUUUUUUAAUUUUCAGAGUUGAAAUUACUAAACUUUUGGAGGCAGUCAAAUUAAACUUUAUUUUUAAUAUACCUUCAGCUAGGUAAUUGGCACUCCACCCCCACCCAUCUGGUAAGUCUUACCAUGUUUUCUAGAAGAGAUUGUUGUGUUUAUCACCAAUAUCAGGAUUUAUUCUUAUAAAGAUUUAGUCAUUGUUAACUUCAAUAAAGAUAAUUACUGUUUGUUCAUUUUUCAAGAGCAUAACUGUUUGUGGUUCAGUACAGUAUUAUACACCCACAAUAGCUUCAAUAUAAUCUGACAACAAUGUAACACUUAGUCAAAGUAAAUAAUAUACACUGUAUCUAAUUGCUCACUCUGGUAGCACUGAUCAAUGAAGUCUGGCCUGACAAAAACCCAAUACUUGAAACCCCACUUUUUCAGGUUGGUAUGACUUUCAAUAAAAAUAUAUUAUUACACCAUACUCCAGCCUGGCUGGACAGAGACUUUCUUUUCUCCUGUAUUUUAAAGCCUAUGUUAGAGUAUUGGUGAAAAUGGCAAUUACCUGCAGGCCUUGCUUCAAAGCCUUGUGAAAUAUUUUAACCUCGGUUAGUGCUGAGCAACUUUACAAUUGGUUCCUGAUGACAUCACCAGUCUCUGCCAUUUUCAGACAUGUAAAUAUGCACUUCUUCUUUCAUUGUAAGCCAAUGGAGUACUCUAAGCAGAACUGUAUUAUUCUGCAGGAUAAUUUUCUCUUUGUUCAUGAUUGAAGUAUAUCUUUUGUGCUAUUAAAUAGUUACUUUUCUCUGUCUCAGGUAUGAGUACCUAUAAGACUUGUACAUUAUAUAAAUCCGACACCAACCUAAUCACACCUGCUUCAUAAAAACCUAGACCGGUCAAAAAUAAAUAAAAAACCUAUUUGUGUACUUUUAA
This is a messenger RNA of Bombina bombina (fire-bellied toad), 4719 nucleotides long. RefSeq names its product phosphoribosyl pyrophosphate synthetase associated protein 2 (gene PRPSAP2). Gene Ontology annotation, molecular function: magnesium ion binding; ribose phosphate diphosphokinase activity. Gene Ontology annotation, cellular component: cytoplasm; ribose phosphate diphosphokinase complex. The coding region runs from base 390 to 1463 and encodes 357 amino acids. The record is from RefSeq and is a predicted model, not a curated record. The transcript has 11 exons. Gene Ontology annotation, biological process: purine nucleotide biosynthetic process; 5-phosphoribose 1-diphosphate biosynthetic process. Lineage: Eukaryota; Metazoa; Chordata; Amphibia; Anura; Bombinatoridae.